Messenger RNA from Paramecium pentaurelia, 1084 nucleotides. The record is from the annotation of a GenBank genome assembly. NCBI's taxonomy places the organism in Eukaryota, Ciliophora, Oligohymenophorea, Peniculida, Parameciidae.
AUGAAUAAGGGUAAAAACAAUCAUAGAAGAGCAUAGUCUAAUAAUGAUUUUCAAUAAAUAAUAAGUUCUAAAAUAACUGGAGUAUCUGAGUAAAAUUCUCAUAAAAAUUUACACAAAAACCAAAGCUUUGGUAAUAUGUUAUUCCAAAUUCCUGAAUAGACUGAUGUUGGCUCUUCAACAGAAUAAUCUCAUCAUUCUGAAAAGAAGAAUUGUAUAAAUGAUUAAUUAUAAUCAUAAAAGAAGAACUAUUCAUAAGAUCAAAAAGAAAAUCUAAUAAAUUCCAAUUCUUGCACAAAUAUCAUCUCAUCAAUUUAAUACAUGAUUAAAAGUAGUCAUCCAAUAAAAGAAAUAGCAUAAAAAACAUUAAAUAAUGAUAGUUAAAGUAAAAAAAAGCAUCUAAGUUUUACAAAUGAAUUGCAAAAGAAAAAUAGCUAAAUUCUCCAUUAAUCAAACAAAAUAGAUAUCUCAUCAAGUUUAACUCCAGAAAGAAAAAAAACUGAUAAUAACAAUAGUAAAUAGAACAGUUAUAAAUAUAAAUCUGAUUAAUAAUAAAUCGAUGGUCAAGAAAAAUAAAAAAUAGAAUUAUCAAAUUUCUUAUUGAACAAUUUAUUAAAAGUGGACUAAAAAAAGAAAUCAAAUGUUGAAUAAUAAGACUCUUUUAGAAGGAUGGAAUUUCAAAUGAAUAAGAUUUAGAAGGAUAUUUCUAAAAUAAAAAAAAGGCAGGAUGAAUUGGAUGUGUUCAAUAGAAAUAUAUAAAAUCAACUAUUUGAUUUUAUUUCGGAAAGUAGAAAAUAUUAGGAUGUAAAUUUGAAUUUAAGAUUUAGUAUGGAUAUUAAUCUCUCUAAAAACUCGAAUAAUUGGAAUAGAUAACAAGAAGGAAUGAAGAAUCAAUAAAAAUACUUAAAUAAAAACUAUUCAAUAAUGAAAUUCAGUAGGUUAGUACUACUAAAAAUCAUGAAAAUAAUAUCAAUUUUGGGUAUAAUAAUUAUGUUUAUAAUUUAGUAAUAUUUCUUCUUAUAAACAAGAACUUGAUAUACAAAAAAAAAUAUCUGAUUUUAAGUAUGUCAAUAAAUAAUAUAAUUGA